Messenger RNA from Microtus ochrogaster (prairie vole), 2066 nucleotides. RefSeq names its product SHC binding and spindle associated 1 like (gene Shcbp1l). The transcript is spliced from 10 exons. The record is from RefSeq and is a predicted model, not a curated record. Gene Ontology annotation, biological process: spermatogenesis; male meiosis cytokinesis. NCBI's taxonomy places the organism in Eukaryota, Metazoa, Chordata, Mammalia, Rodentia, Cricetidae. The coding region runs from base 1 to 1869 and encodes 622 amino acids. Gene Ontology annotation, cellular component: meiotic spindle.
AUGGAGUCGGACCCUACGACCUCCGAGCCCGAGGCCGCGAUCGGGAGCGUCAGUCCGCCAGCGGAGCAGGCCGACCCAGCCAUCCCGGGGGACUUGGCGGCCGCGGUAGCUAAGGGCCUUGCGUCCCCGGUGCGCUCCGUGGUGGCCUCCCCGCGCCCUGUGAAGGGCAAGGCGGCGCGGCGGCGGCUCCAGCUCCCACCGGUCUCUCAGGCCGAGGCUGGCGACGAGGAGCCCGUGUUCGCGGUAGCCGAGGACCAGGAGGAGGCGCAGCCCCUGCCACCCCUCUGCGCAUCCCCCAUGAGGGGCAUGUGGCGCAGCGAGAAGGUGGCUCUGUACUGCGACCAGGUGCUGCAGGGCUCGAAGGCAGAGGAUGCAGAUGAAGCUAUGAGUAAGUACCUGUCAGAAAAGCUGAGACUGAAGGACAAAUGGCUUGGAGUCUGGAAGAGUAACCCCGAGUUAUUCUUUGAGAAGUAUGAAGAGGCCUCCAUCCCUUUUGUUGGCAUACUAGUCGAGGUAUGGGGCGAUGAAGAUGGGGGUCAUGGAGAUGGCUUGGUGCUGAGCCUGAUGGUGAGCCUGGUCAAAGCUGAGUUCAGCACCGUGGAGUUUCCUGGGAAGGAGGGCACAGACUCCCACGGCUGCUCUGAUUUCCAGCUGCACACUGUGGUGCACAAAUUAGAGUUUUUCUAUGAUUUUCUUUGGAGAGACUGGGAUGAUGAAGAAAUUUGUGAGAAUUAUACUGCCCUUAUUGAAGAGAGAAUUAAUCUGUGGUGCGAUAUUCAGGACGGGACAAUCCCUGGCCCCAUCGCGCAACGCUUCAAGAAAACUCUGGAGAAAUACAAAAACAAGCGUGUUGAGCUCAUCGAGUACCAGAGCAACAUUAAAGAAGACCCCUCUGCAGCCGAGGCCGUCGAGUGCUGGAAGAAGUACUACGAGAUCGUGAUGCUCUGCGGGUUGCUGAAAAUGUGGGAAGACUUACGCCUGCGAGUUCAUGGACCCUUCUUUCCAAGGAUUCUGAGACGUAGGAAAGGGAAGAGAGACUUUGGGAAGACUAUAACACACAUCGUAGCAAAGGUGAUGACGACCGACAUGGUAAAGAACUUGUCUUCAGACACACUUCUCCAGCAGCACGAUGAUCUGAAUCUGGCUUUGGACAAUUGCUACAGUGGAGAUAUAGUAGUGAUUUUCCCAGGAGAGUAUCAAGCUUCAAAUCUUGCUUUGCUGACUGAUGACAUCACUAUACAGGGAGUUGGAAAGAGAGAAGAAAUUAUGAUUACUUCUGAACCUUCACAUGACAGUUUUGUGGUAUCCAAAGCAGAUAAUGUAAAAUUAAUGCAGCUCUCCUUGAUACAACAAGGGACAGUUGAUGGCAUUGUGGUAGUAGAGUCUGGUCACUUGACUCUGGAAAACUGCCUGUUAAAGUGUGAAGGAACAGGAGUGUGCGUUCUUACAGGGGCUUCGUUGACAAUCACAGACAGUGAAAUCACUGGCGCCCAGGGUGCUGGUGUUGAACUAUAUCCUGGGAGCAUAGCCAUUUUGGAAGGGAAUGAGAUUCAUCACUGUAAUAACCUCAGAACCAGUGACAGUUCCAAAAGCACCUUAGGUGGUGUUAACAUGAAGGUUCUUCCAGCACCCAAACUGAAGAUGACUAACAAUCAUAUCUACAACAACAAUGGCUAUGGAGUGAGCAUUCUUCAGCCAUCGGAACAGUUCUUUAUUGUAGCAGAAGCAGCUCUCAACAAAGGGGCUGCUUCAGGAGAUAAAAAGGAUGACAAAAUCCUCUCCAAAGUCAUGCAAACUCUGAAUGUGGAAAUGAACAACAACAGGAUAGAAGCAAACCUAAAGGGGGAUAUUAGGAUAGUCACUGGCUAAGGCAUAGCUGUUCCUAUUUUAUAGUUCAGAAAUGUAAUAAAUGAUUUAUCACAGAAAUUGUAGUUUAAAUUCAAAGAUUAAAACAUUUAAAUGCUUUCACUGAAUUAUUCGUUUUAAUGUAUUUUCUAAGAUACUGUAGCUUCAUUAAGUUGAAUUGUGCCAUAGAAUUUACUCUUAGCUACAAGUGUAGCUGAGGG